This is a messenger RNA of Castor canadensis (American beaver), 1355 nucleotides long. NCBI's taxonomy places the organism in Eukaryota, Metazoa, Chordata, Mammalia, Rodentia, Castoridae. The record is from RefSeq and is a predicted model, not a curated record.
GCGAGGCUUGCUGAAGCGAAGCGGCGGCCGGGCCGGGCCGGGCCACAGGCAGUGGCGGCGGGACCAUGGAGGCGGCAGCCGCUGCUCCGCGUCGCCGCUUGCUUUUCCUCGUGUUGGCGGCGGCGGCGGCGGCGACAGUGCUCCCGGGGGCGACGGCAUUACAGUGUUUUUGCCACCUGUGUACAAAAGACAAUUUUACCUGUGUGACAGAUGGACUCUGCUUUGUCUCUGUCACAGAGACUACAGAUAAAGUUAUACACAAUAGCAUGUGCAUAGCUGAAAUUGACCUAAUUCCUCGAGAUAGGCCAUUUGUAUGUGCACCUUCUUCAAAAAGUGGAGUUACUACUACACCAUAUUGCUGCAAUCAGGACCACUGCAAUAAAAUAGAGCUCCCAACUACUGUGAAGCAAUCACCUGGCCUUGGUCCUGUCGAGCUGGCAGCUGUCAUUGCUGGACCAGUCUGCUUCGUCUGUAUCUCACUCAUGUUGAUGGUCUAUAUCUGCCAUAACCGCACUGUCAUUCACCAUCGAGUGCCAAAUGAAGAGGAUCCUUCAUUAGAUCGCCCUUUUAUUUCAGAGGGUACUACAUUAAAAGAUUUAAUUUAUGAUAUGACAACAUCGGGGUCUGGAUCAGGUUUACCGUUGCUCGUUCAGAGAACAAUUGCAAGAACUAUUGUAUUACAAGAAAGUAUUGGCAAAGGGCGAUUUGGAGAAGUCUGGCGAGGAAAAUGGCGGGGAGAAGAAGUUGCUGUGAAGAUAUUCUCCUCUAGAGAAGAGCGUUCAUGGUUCCGUGAGGCAGAGAUUUAUCAAACUGUAAUGUUACGCCAUGAAAACAUCCUGGGAUUUAUAGCAGCAGACAACAAAGACAAUGGUACAUGGACUCAGCUCUGGUUGGUGUCAGAUUAUCACGAGCAUGGAUCCCUUUUUGAUUACUUAAACAGAUACACAGUUACUGUGGAAGGAAUGAUCAAACUCGCUUUGUCCACAGCAAGUGGUCUUGCCCAUCUUCACAUGGAGAUUGUUGGUACCCAAGGAAAACCAGCCAUUGCUCAUAGAGAUUUGAAAUCAAAGAAUAUCUUAGUGAAGAAGAAUGGAACCUGCUGUAUUGCAGACUUAGGACUGGCAGUAAGACACGAUUCAGCCACGGAUACAAUUGAUAUUGCUCCAAACCACAGAGUAGGAACAAAAAGGUACAUGGCCCCUGAAGUUCUAGAUGAUUCCAUAAAUAUGAAACAUUUUGAAUCCUUCAAACGUGCUGACAUCUAUGCAAUGGGCUUAGUAUUCUGGGAAAUCGCUCGACGAUGUUCCAUUGGUGGUAAAUUGCUCUCCUUUCCCCCAACAGUUUGUCCUAAAUAG